AUGAUAAGAGCUUACGCUCAAAGUGAUCGACGUGGGUGGGAUGUAAAACUUCCUCAAUUGGCUUUUGCUCUGAGGACGGCGAUAAACGAUAGCACUGGAGAAUCUCCUGCCUUCUUGAUGUUCGGUCGCGAACCCCGUUUACCGAUAGAUGUACUAUUUGGUUCAAUAAAUCCAUCUGACGAUCAUCCAGCCAAUGAUCGAGAUAUUCGGGUUUAUCGUGAUCGACUUACAGCUAACCUUUUACCAGCAUUUAAUUUUGUACGAGAGCAUCUCGAAAUCACACAACAAAAUCAGCGUUCAUCCUACGACAGACAUUGUAGAGAUGUGCAUUUUGAGUUGGGCGAUCUUGUGAUGAUGGCUGCCACACGGGCACUCUCACAUCAAGAAAUGGUAUGGAACCGUCGUCGUCUUCUAGUUCGAAAGAUGAUUCUAUAUAACACCGAGAAAUCGAGUGCAGCUGCUGCUCUGGAGUAUAGCACUACGAAUAGUGCUCCUGACUUUCACGCACGUGUUUUAAUAACAACAGAUUUACUACCAGAUGGUAUUCCUGUAGCCCAAGUUUCAUUGGUUAUCAAUUAUGAGUUGCCAAAUGAGCGUGAAAAAUACAUCCAUCGUAUCGGCCGUAGUGGACGUUUUGGACGAAAAGGUCUUGCAGUUAAUUUUAUUACUAAUGAAGAUCUUGGAACACUUCAUAAAAUCGAACAAUUUUACAAUACACACGUUGAAGAAAUGCCGAUGGAUUUUCAGAUUUAA
Molecule: messenger RNA, 753 nt
Organism: Didymodactylos carnosus
Lineage: Eukaryota; Metazoa; Rotifera; Eurotatoria; Philodinida; Philodinidae
Source: the annotation of a GenBank genome assembly